UUUCAUUUCGUCCUUCUCUUCCUCUCAAAUCCCUCGCUCCUUCCUCUUAGCUAAACCUGAAUUCUAUUCCCUCUAUGGCCAUCUAGCAUGUCCAACGAUCAUCAAUACUACUCUCUCUCCCCUGCUCUCUCCCUCAGCCUUGCGGGAAUCUUUCGCCGUGAUGAGGUGGUGGCGCCGUCGAGGAACGCUGACACGGAAGACGCCGGGGAGGAGGGCAGCGGAGGCGGGCGCCAAGACAACACUACUACUGUUCAUGAGAUUAGCAGCGAGAAUUCUGGGCUGAUCGGGAGAUCGUCGAGAUCGGAAGACGAUGGCGGCUUCGACGUCGAAGAAGGCGAGCAUGAAGGCGGCGACGAUGUUGAAGGUGACGACGACGGAGAGAAGAACAGGAACAAGAAGAAGAAGAGGAAGAAAUAUCACAGGCACACUGCUGAGCAGAUCAGAGAAAUGGAAAUACUUUUCAGAGAGUCACCACAUCCUGAUGAGAAGCAGAGACAACAACUUAGCAAGCAACUAGGCCUUGCUCCCAGGCAAGUCAAGUUUUGGUUCCAAAAUCGUCGAACCCAAAUCAAGGCUAUACAAGAGCGUCAUGAGAAUUUUUUGCUAAAGUCAGAAAUGGAUAAACUUAGAGAGGAAAAUGAGGCCUUGAGAGGGAUCAUAAACAAAGCUUGUUGUCCCAAUUGUGGCGUCGCUACCAUUUCCUCAGAUGCUUCCAUGCUCCCUGAAGAACACCAACUGCGCGUAGAAAAUGCCAAACUCAAAGCUGAGAUCGAGAAGCUUCGAACAGCAUUAGCGAAGGGCCCACCGGGUUCGACAACUUCCCCUUCGAGCUCUUUGGGAAAUGAGCAAAUGGAGAACAGAAACUGUUUAGAAAUUUACAGUGGAAUUUUCGGACUCGACAAGACAAGGAUAAUGGAGCUGCUUAACCAAGCAAUGGAAGAGCUUAUAAAGAUGGCCACUACGAAGGAACCACUAUGGGUUCGCAGCGUUGAGACUAGUCGCCAGAUACUUAAUUACGACGAAUAUGUCAAACAGUUCCAAGUUGAAUACAUUGGAAGACCUUCCUCUUCUAAUAAUAAGAGAUGCUCCAUUGAAGCCUCAAGAGAAACUGGGGUUGUUUUUCUGGAUCUCCCUCGUCUUCUUCAAAUCUUCUUGGACGUGAAUCAAUGGAAGGAAAUGUUUCCUUCCUUAAUAUCAAAGGCAGCCAUUGUUGAUGUUAUUUGCAGUGGUGAAGGUCCUAACCAGGAUGGUGCGGUGCAACUGAUGUUUAGCGAGCUGCAGAUGCUGACACCGAUGGUGGCGAGCAGGGAAGUAUACUUUAUGAGGUACUGCAAGCAAUUAAAGGAAGAAGAGUGGGCAAUCGUCGACGUAUCCAUAGACAAAGUACAAGACAGCAUCGAAUCUUCUCUGCUCAAAUGCAGAAAACGCCCUUCUGGUUGCAUCAUUCAGGAUACUUGCAAUGGCCACUGCAGGGUAACAUGGGUGGAGCACAUAGAAUGCGAGAAGAGCACGGUUCAUACAAUGUACCGGAGCAUCGUGAACAGCGGGCUGGCGUUCGGGGCGAGGCGGUGGCUGGCGACUUUACAGGUGCAAUGCCAGCGGCUGGUGUUCUUGAUGGCCACGAAUGUGCCGAUGAAGGACUGUGUGGGAGUUGGGACGAUGGCCGGAAGGAAGAGCGUGAUGAAGUUGGCGCAGAGAAUGACGAGGAGUUUGUGCCAUGCCGUGGCGGCUUCCAGCCUGCACACAUGGACCAAGGUGAGUGGUGAGAAUGGAGAAGACAUAAGGGUCAGUUCCAGAAAGAACUUGAACGAGCGCGGAGAGCCCCUUGGGGUGAUAUUGUGUGUUGUUUCUUGCUCCUGGCUUCCAGUCUCACCUAAUGUUCUCGUUCAUUUCUUGGGGGACGAAACCCGACGUACUCAGUGGCAUGUGAGAAGUGGCGGUGAGCACGUGCAGUCCAUCGUAAACUUGGCCAAAGGAAAAGAUCGAUGCAAUGCAGUCAACAUCCUGGCAGUAAAAUCAAAAGACGACAGUAGUAACAGUACGUGGAUUCUGCAAGACAGCAGCACGAGUACGUACGAAUCAACGGUGGUGUAUGCUCCGGUGGACAUCACUCGCAUGCAGUCAGUGAUCGCAGGCUGCGACUCCGGCGACGUCGCGAUUCUGCCGUCAGGAUUCUGCGUCGUCCCCGACGGACUGGAGGCCAUAAGGCCAUUGGUGAUUACUUCUUCAUCAAAGCAUCAUGGAGCAGAAGAAGAAGAAGAAGAGAAGAGCUCAGAAGCAGGGUCUCUGCUUACCAUGGCAUUCCAGGUCCUCGUCAGCACUUCGCCUGCUGCUAAGCUAACACAAGAGUCUGUUGAAUCAGCCACUUCUGUCAUGUCUUGUACUUUGAGAAAUAUCAGAACCAGUUUACAGUGUGAGGAUAGUUAGUUAGUUGGUUGGUUGGUUUAUUGUCGUCCAAGCAUGCUUUCACGUUUUUGGCAUAUAUAUAUAGAGGAGGAGAGAGAGAGAGAGAGAGUUGCAGAAGAAGUGGCUUGUUUUAGAUCCUCCACUUUUCAUGGGGUUUGAUUCAUUUGUUAUUCGUUUUCCAAGUUUGGCGUUUGCAGUAAAUGAUGAAUAUACCUGGAUCUGGAUUUCCAUUUAUAGAAACAAAAAGACAAACAGUUUGAGAAUGUUUGGGGAUUUAGUAGGGUUUUACUAUCUCACUUCCUAAUUAUAAGAUUUUAUUUGUAGUCUACAAACGAGAUCUUAUAAUUAGGACCAGAGUUAGUGUUAUGUAUUUUGUACCAAUGUAUAGAAUUACGUUACAAUUUACAAAUUAUUGGAAUGCUUGGUUUUUGCUUGUGUUUGUUUUAAA
Messenger RNA from Neltuma alba, 2854 nucleotides. RefSeq names its product homeobox-leucine zipper protein GLABRA 2. NCBI's taxonomy places the organism in Eukaryota, Viridiplantae, Streptophyta, Magnoliopsida, Fabales, Fabaceae. Gene Ontology annotation, molecular function: lipid binding; DNA binding; DNA-binding transcription factor activity, RNA polymerase II-specific. The transcript has 10 exons. Bases 88 to 2427 code for a protein of 779 amino acids. Gene Ontology annotation, biological process: regulation of DNA-templated transcription. The record is from RefSeq and is a predicted model, not a curated record.